Aspergillus aculeatinus CBS 121060 is the source of this 686-nucleotide messenger RNA. RefSeq lists its product as uncharacterized. The transcript has a single exon. The record is from RefSeq and is a predicted model, not a curated record. Bases 90 to 521 code for a protein of 143 amino acids. Lineage: Eukaryota; Fungi; Ascomycota; Eurotiomycetes; Eurotiales; Aspergillaceae.
CUCAUCCAUGGUCAAUCGAGCUCGAUAUGAGUGAUUGACCGGCGCUGAGGGUGACCGCUGUGCGGUCCCCUGGAGCAUACGCCUUCAGUAUGGGAGUUUCCCAUUUUGUGCAUCGUCCGAACUGGACGAAUUCUCGAUUGCAGGAUAGACUUUGUUCCAUUUCUUUGGACAGCUUGGGGCUUGAUCCCCUCGUUCUUCUUCUGUUCAUCUCUUCUAUUGUGUAUAGACGGCACGGAGAGCCGCGUGUAUUUGUUUCCCCUUCCAUUUUCUCUCCAUGCAUUUCCUGCCUUGAUUUCACUUCUUCAAUUUGUCUUCUUGUCCAUGUUUCCAUUUGUGAUUACUCACUUUGCAUAUGCGACCCAUUCUUUGGUUGGGUUGCAUGGGUGUUCUCAAGCGUGUUAGCUGUUUUCCUGUCUGCCAUGAAUACCUCAUCUGUCUUUGAUUUGUUUCUUGCUUAUCUGGAGUUUCUACCCGGGGGAAGGGAUCCACCACAAAAGAUGUGUUUUGUACUGUACAAAUAAGUUUUGUGCCUAUGUGUGCGGGCUACGAGGAAUUGACGGGGUCACUACUGCAUGACCGUCUGUCAAGAUGGAGUUUCCGAAUGCGAUGAUAUCCGCCUGAAGAUCUACAAUGAUAUGGUCACUGGGCUUGAUCCAUAUACCUGAAUUAGAUGUUCUCUUCUAGUG